AUGAUUUCUAUUUGAUAUUUUAUUUUUGCAUUGCAAGUAAGUUAACCAAGACAUAAGCUCUCAUCAGCUUUCCCCGUGAAGCUGCAAAUGGGGGCAAACUCAGUUCAACAUGUCCUUAAAUGGUAUCCGUCCUCAUCGCCUGAGCUGCUCUCUGAUGUCGACCACAGCACAUUGCAGAGCUAUCUUAUUAGUGUAGCCCGAUUUCGAAAGAGAAUGCCCUUAAAUGGGCCUCUGGAUACAUCGUGUUGUCUUAUUAACGCUUCACACUAGUUUUUGCUCUUUUCAUCUUGCGUUCUGGAUCACCCGCGACAUCACUAGCAAACCAUCAGGACACACUGGAUAUAUGACUGGGCUCCCGGGAUGAUUGCAGUCAACAGAUGUGAGUCUCUUUAUCAGAGACUGGACGGGGAUGUCAAAAACUGGCUGGCUGUCGACCAUUCUCCCGCAUCAGGCAAUACAGUACACAGGCUUCAUGUUAUCAGAGGACUUGUGAGUGUCCUGACAUAUAUGGAUGAAGCCUGCCUCAGAAUCAACUCCGAAAAUAAUCCAAGCGACCACAGUUGAUCCCCCCCCCCCCACCCACGCACCCCUGCCUCUAUGCCUUUAUGCCUCCCCACGGCCGUGCUCGCUCGUCCGGCUGUGUGUGUGACAACUCAGCUGUCACCACGCGGCGCCCAGCCAUGGAGACCAAAUUCAGCUAUUACCAAUAUUUAGCACAGUUUCGUCACGGACGAACUAAGUCAUCGAUUGACAGUAAUGGUGAUGAUAAUGAGGUAACGUCGAGACUGCGAGGAGACGGCAGGGUAAUCAACGUGACGUCACACGCCGAGGAUGUUGAUCCAGUGGUCCUGGCCAUCCGUGGGGGGGAUGUGGAAGUUGUUAAGAAGGUGGCAGAAUCUUCUCCUCACAGUCUGCUGAGGGAGAACAAAGAUGGCUGGAUCCCUUUGCAUCAUGCAGCCUUCAAUGGCCAGCAUGACUGCCUGAGGACCUUAUUGAAAGCACAUCCAGGUUCUGCAGACAAACGCACCUUGCAGGAACAGACUGGCUUGCUGCUUGCUGUGUCUUCUGAACAUUUGUCGUGUGUGAAGUGUCUUCUGGAGUCCGGAGCUGAUCCUGACAUCAGCAGCAAGAACAAAGCAACCCCUUUGUACACAGCCUGCAGGUUGGACAACAUGGACAUGGUGAGCCUCAUCCUCUCUUUCGGCGCCUCCGUUAACCAGCGGUGUGCUCAGGGAUGGACUGCCCUUCACGAGGCCGUGUCCAGGAACAACAUUGCAACAUGUGACAUUCUCGUUGGAGCCGGGGCCACUAUCAACCCCUCCAACACGUACAGCAUCACACCGCUCAUUGUUGCAGCUCAAAUGGGACGCUUGGAAGCACUGAAAUACCUCAUUGGAAAAGGUGCCGAUGUGAACAUGCAGACUUGUGACGGUGUCACGGCACUGCAUGAAGCCAGUAAAAAUGGCCACAAGGAAAUUGUGACAGUGUUGUUGUCCAAAAAUGCAGAUGCAAAUAAGAUGGCGACCACAGGUUUACUCCCACUGCAUGUUGCAGCUCAACAUGGACACCAAGAGGUGGUAUCUCUGCUUGUCCCUGUGACAAGUCGUACCAGGCUUCGGCACAGCGCCAUUAGCCCUCUGCACCUGGCGGCCGAGCACGACAGGCCGCAAGUGGCAGCUGCGCUACUCAAGGCAGGCGCGCACGUCAACGUCACGCUGGCCCCCGCUCUCUCGGCACGCUAUGCCGACGGACGCGCGACGGCCCUCUGCUUCGCCGUCGCCAACGGCUGCGCCGAGACAGCCAAGGUCCUCUUGAACGCCGGCGCCAACACGGGCCUGGACCCCGUCAGUCCUCUGCUGCUGGCCGUGCAGAGGGGCAGCACAGACAUAGUGUCACUGCUAUUGCAGAGAGGAGCUGACGUCAAUGCCAAAAUCACAUCUUGGGCCACGACGUUCCCUGCGGUUGUUGCGCUCUGCGUGGAUAAUCUGCCUCUACUGAAGUGUCUUCUGGAUAACGGCUGUGAUGCCCUUUCCUGCUUCUCCUGCCCAUAUGGCGGAGGUCCUCAUCCAGAACAAUCGCACAUGAGAAAUAUUGGCACCAUUCCUCCCUUAAACUGUAACGGACCAGCACAUGAAGCAACACAGUUCUGUCAAUGGAUUUCGACACCACCAGUGAGCCAAUGGGCUGGACCCAUCAUCGACUUGCUGCUGGAGCACGUCGCUCAUGUUCAGCUGUGCGGCAAACUCACUCAACUCUUAGAGAGCCGCUGCGAAUGGGCUGCUGUCAAGAGAAAGUCAUUGUCACCUCGUCCACUGCGUCAUCUUUGCAGACUGAGUGUUCGCAGCCGAGUGGGCCCCCAGAGACUGCGAUCCCUCUCAAGUUUACCUCUACCUGCAAGACUGAUCACAUACCUUACCGUGAUAGACUGAUGAUGUUAAGAUGACCUCGUUUGGCAUCUCAGCUAUUAAGUACAUUUAUAUUUGUCUGUCUUUUUAAAAAACAAUUUUUAAACCUAAUAUAUCUCAUCUGUACGAUAUGUCUAUUUAUAAACUCUGUGAUGUGA
This is a messenger RNA of Hippocampus zosterae (dwarf seahorse), 2563 nucleotides long. RefSeq names its product ankyrin repeat and SOCS box protein 2-like. Gene Ontology annotation, biological process: intracellular signal transduction. The transcript has 9 exons. Bases 606 to 2429 code for a protein of 607 amino acids. Lineage: Eukaryota; Metazoa; Chordata; Actinopteri; Syngnathiformes; Syngnathidae. Gene Ontology annotation, molecular function: protein binding. The record is from RefSeq and is a predicted model, not a curated record.